Toxorhynchites rutilus septentrionalis is the source of this 1858-nucleotide messenger RNA. RefSeq names its product DNA damage-regulated autophagy modulator protein 1. NCBI's taxonomy places the organism in Eukaryota, Metazoa, Arthropoda, Insecta, Diptera, Culicidae. The record is from RefSeq and is a predicted model, not a curated record. The transcript has 6 exons. Bases 420 to 1202 code for a protein of 260 amino acids.
UGGUGGAAAAAUAAUCACAAUCCGUCAUAACAAACUUAGAACGUCAUAUAAACGCGACGGGCUGUAAAAAUUGCAAUCUAUCUUCACUGUUUUUGAUUCGAAUUCUUUCAACAAAUUUCAGCUAAUUUUCGGAAACAUUCUUUUUCACGCUGUGCAAAAUCGAUGUGAAUAAAAUACAACAUGAAAAGUUUGUCUUGGAAGAGUUCACCAAUCGAAUAAACGUGCCAAUCCAUAGUUCCAGUUUUAUUUGCGUAGCAAAUAGUCAUCCAUGUGACAUAAUGCAUCGAAAUCUACGCCCAGCCUACUGUUUUUAGUCAAUUAAUCAAAACAAAAUCGAAGCACAACGAUUUAGUUCCUAUUAUUUUCCUUGACCUUCCGAUCGUCAAGCAACUAGAGCUUCUCCAAGAAGUUCGCUCGCCAUGUCCAAUCUUUACCUACUUCCCAUCUCAGUUUUCCUGCUGUUCAACUUUACCUUCAUCGGAACUUACAUCGCUGCAGUUCUGCAGGGCCAUGUGGUACCGACGGUGCCGUACAUAAGCGAUGCCGCCACAUACUCGCCGGAGAGUUGCGUCUUUGGGCAGCUGAUUAGCGUGGGAUGUGUUCUGUUGGGAAUCACUAUUUACGUGCGCUACCGACAAGUUCAGGAACUUGGCCUACGACACACGGAUAUUCAACGAGCGGUUGAGCGUAUAAACGCACCGGCUUUCUGGGUCGGAAUGGGGUCCUGUCUGGGAGUGAGUAUCGUAGGAAACUUCCAGGAAACUAAUGUCAGACCGGCGCAUUAUGUUGGAGCGUUUCUGGCGUUCGGUAUGGGAACCAUUUAUUAUUGGAUGCAGGCAUACAUUUCCUACUAUUUACAACCUUACAUUGGUUCGUUGAUGAAAGCCCACAUUCGACUGGCAAUUUCGGUGAUUUGCACCGUAUUUUUCAUUGUUGUAGCCGUGACGGGCAUCAUAUCGCAUAUCCUGUUCAAUGGAACUGAUCCGCGCAAAUGGUACCCCUCGGAUGGAGGCUGGGAAUAUCACGUGGCAAGUUCAAUCUCCGAGUGGAUUGUAGCGACGGCCUUUUGCUUUUACAUUCUCACGUUCACCGACGAAUUUCGCGUCAUGCAGCUGGACCAUCCACCGUUGAUUUUCAUCCAAGUGGAUGAAACGCUCAAUUACGAACCGGUGAUCGAGGAGCCAGUAGACUCCGUUUCGUGAUCUGAUUCGACCCACGCCGAAUUGCCAUCUUCAAAUAAUCGAGUCACACCUUCUUUACUGCAUAAAUCGUCUAAGCUCAUUCACGAAUCACAACAAUCCAUCGCUGGUGCCGCUCCCAAGCGUCGAUCACUAAGUCUGAACGAUCUUCACCUGUUACAGCUGGACGGGGGGAAAGAUGUCCGCCGUUGCUGUCGCUACUGUCCUCCGAAUGCCUUCCAAACUCAUCCGAACGUGGAGCGAAUCUGCGACGGAUACAACUGCAUCAUCAACAUUAGAGCCUCCUUCAGCAGCCAAAUGUUGUCCGAGAGUGGCGGUCUGCUCGACAUGCCGCCACCCAGUCUCACCGAUUCCGGGCUGGACUGUUGUUCUUCCGAGCUGGAGCUGUUUGAGGCGGUCCGCGAUAAGCUGGACCCGCGGAAGAUUGCCUCUCUCUCGCUAUCGCUUAUGUUGAUCGCUAUCCUGGAGGCGUUGCACACGCUUACGGUGUAUUUUAGUGACAACUUCAAGCAUAGCUAUCUGUAGUCAACCCCUCUCGUUAUGAUCUAUCAACAGUGAUAUGUUUUUUUUUUCAUCGUUAUAAGCAUUAUAAUCAUAAGUUAGCGUGGUAUUUGUAGAUACCAAUUGAUACCAAUAAAUACAAUUUAGAGUGUACAAAG